UGCGCCUCAAUGAUUUCCUAUAUGACAACGUUAACUGCAGUCGGCUGUGGGAGUUGGGUGGCCAGCAAGGCAGGAGGAGAACGCCAGUCGCCCAAGAUGAUGCAAGGAGGGAUCCUCGAUGGGGUUGGGUGCCAUCUGCAGUCCCAUUUGGAUAUGGCCGUGUCAAGAUGCAAGUGCGUGAUAUCAUGGGCAAUGUGUGGAGCGCGCAUUAAGUGAAUGGCAUGUUUUCGUUCCGUCAUUUCGACAGAGAAGCAACUGCAGAGGAAAAGAAAGCGAUGAGAUGCAGGUCACGCAAUGCACGCAUUUCUGACCCGCCACUCGGCAAUCCUGUCGAGUUGGCCCUCGCUGAAGGGAAGGUGUUUACUGGUGAGAAGCGCAUCACAUACGUCCACGUUAUGGGGAAAGAAGCCACAUUUGAUGGCAUCUGUAUGGACAUAUGGGACCAUACAGCAAUGCGGAAGGAUGUCGUUGCAGCCAGUAACAUUGCGGCGCAUGUGAUUCAAGAAGGGCAGUUGUACCCGCAUGUGGCCCGUGACAUGUACGGGUACCAUAUCAACUGGGUACCUGGUUCUUUGCAUCCAGCAGUUGUUGAUGGCAAAGUGACACUGGCAGCAAGGAUGCAAUCCGGUGAGUGGCUGCCUCUGGGUUGGAUUCAUGCUGGCGUUGUGGAGCAUUGGCAGUUCUUGGUGGUGGUGACAUGUGUUUCCGUUUGCAAUCCUCAUGUGAGGGACCGACGAUUGCUGGAGGAACACGCUCAACGUUGUUGGGAGAAGAUAAGGGAGGAAGAUCGGCAGAUGGUGUGCAUGGGAUAUGACGACCACAAUGACCAGGCGAUGUGGUUCAUUGUGGAAGACGCGUGCACCGACCAACCACGACCCUCAACGAAUAACUUAUUGCUGGAGGGCAUUCGACGCAGAUAUGGGUGCACAUCACUACUUGGGUGGGUUCCUGUCGUCUGUCCCAUGACAUAUGAGCAUGGGGAACAGAUGUGCAUGAGAUUGAGAGACCCUCUAGGUGUCCCUUUCCAGCUCACGUUCAUGGAUGGACUGCCGCUACACAUUCAGUACGCGGGUGAUGACGACGGUCGUGCUGCAAUCAACCCUCAACAAACAGCACAGCAGCAGCAGGACAUUUCACAUUUUUCCUUUGAGGUCGACGCCCCGGAAACGACACAUGAUGAGGGAUGUUCUCACGCACAGCCCGACGACGGUGACACCCCUGUGGAGCACGUGACAGGGAGGGCAGAGAAGAAGAAGAAGCGAUGCACGUCCAGGCCGCCUCGUCAUCCCAGGAGUCCCACAAAAGCAAAAGGCAAAGAAAAAGUUGUCCCACGUAGAGGCGAGACUCCCAAAGCAGCCGCUGCCCCAGCUCCUAAGCGCAGGCGCCGCCCGGGGAUGGCAGCAUUGGCAGAGAUUCGGCAACUCCAACGAUCUACUAACUUGUGCAUCGGUUUGAGGCCGUUUAUGAGGGUAGUGGGCGAGAUCGUCGAAACAGAUAUCACACCGGGGGAGUCUAUGAGGUUUCAGAUGAGCGUCAUACGUGCGUUGAUGGAAGCGGCGGAAGCAUAUCUCAUCAACCAUUUCGAGAGAAUGAACAUCAUCUAUCCACUACAAGAGGGUGACGAUCCAGCUGAAGGACCUGAGGCUGGAGGCGAUCGGUCGACGGGUAUGGCUGCAGAGGCUGGAAAGAGACCCAAGAGGGUGGACGAGGAACACUUGUUCCCGUUCAUGUGGAAAUCAAGAAGACACGCCAUAUCGAUAACAAAACGGGACGUAUUGCGAUUGAGUGUCAAGCAGUGGCUGAACGAUAACGUGAUUGAUAUGUACUUACAGUCCGUCUAUGACGAAGAUUUUCCAGACGGAGAGAAUAUGACACUUUAUGUUUGCACAUCUUUCUGGCACCCCGCAGUCAUCGCCAAUCAGAAGGUUUAUGUCGCGAAAGCGGGAUGGCAGGGGCGGAUCAAGAGUACAUCGCCAAAGCUGCAUCGAAUAAGCAAUGAACUGCGAGCAACAAGUGUUGUUCUCAUCCCUAUGAAUCACGAAAACCAUUGGAAAUUGCUCUUGCUACUGAAUGUCGGUCAGUUUUUGGCAGUCACGGAGGACAACGAUGGUCAGAAACGACCUGUUGCGAUUGUCAUCGAUUCCUUUCAACAAAGCGGCUGACAGGAAUGGAAGGCGUUGCGCACAUUUUUGUGGUAUGAAUACCUCAGCGAGGCAGACAAAGCAGGGGUGUUGACUCCCGACACAGUGGACACGUCGUGCGUGACAUGGAGAUAUCUACUUGGAUCUAAGAUAGUGUACGCUGAAUGUUCGCAACAGACCAAUACGUCGGACUGUGGUGUUUACGUUUGUUGCGUGGCAGCUUAAUUGAUGCGAAAGCUAGCAAAACUGAGUAAGCAAAGGAACAUUACCGCAAAAUAUAUAACAAAAGUUGUUAGCGCGA
Molecule: messenger RNA, 2442 nt
Organism: Chara braunii
Lineage: Eukaryota; Viridiplantae; Streptophyta; Charophyceae; Charales; Characeae
Source: the annotation of a GenBank genome assembly